This is a messenger RNA of Hylaeus volcanicus, 6255 nucleotides long. RefSeq lists its product as uncharacterized. NCBI's taxonomy places the organism in Eukaryota, Metazoa, Arthropoda, Insecta, Hymenoptera, Colletidae. Gene Ontology annotation, cellular component: membrane. The record is from RefSeq and is a predicted model, not a curated record. The transcript has 22 exons. Gene Ontology annotation, molecular function: G protein-coupled receptor activity. Bases 863 to 5242 code for a protein of 1459 amino acids.
AUUCCAUUUCAAGUACCUCCAACUCGGAUUCGAUUUAAAAGCGAGGUUGCAAGGCGGGUUGCAUUCGUUCAGGGGCAAUCUCGCAUGUGCAGUCGAAUAAACUUUAUAAUUUUAUAAAAAGAUACACGGUAUACUUUUUCCGUUGAACAAACGUCUAAAGUUGGAACAAAAACAUUUCUGUAAAACGUCCCGUGUUUUGUUUUACCGGAAUUCCGCGAUUUUUCGCGAAGUUGUGUAUAUCAAAGAGGAGGAUGGUGGCGCGCCGAUUGAGGUGGCGAUGGGGUGGCAAGGACCCUAGAACCGCCCCUGACGGAGGGUGCGCGCGUAGAGAUCAGUCGCGCGGAAGAGGCUAACGCCCAGCUGCCCAGCAGAUAGCGGGUACGCGCGUUCGUGAUAACGCCAGACACUCGAGAUCCGAUUUUUAAUCAUCCAGAGACCACAGACAUAAUCGAUCGCCGUCCUCGGAGCGUCUUCUCGCGCGCUGGCCGCCACGACCGGGCCAGCUCGAACGAGCCGUGCUUCUCACCCUGCACGUCCCGCGUAUACUUCCAGCAUUGAUGUAUUACGCGAUACCGUCGCUCUACACCCCUUCCAGAUCCACUGGUCCUCGAUAUAUGUUUCAUUCACCAACGGGAUCAUCCCCCCCGGGGUGUUGUUUCUGUGCGGGAACCGAGUGCCACCGUCCAACUAUGCGAUAACUGUGCCCAGGACAGUGCUGAACAGGAACACGCUCGUUCUGGAUACCAAGGAUUCUGGAUAAACGAGGAUUACUCGUUAAUAGGACCAUGGCUCGUUCGCUCGACGCUUUAACCCUUUUCGGCAGAAGCGUUUGAACAGAGAAGGGAAGAGCCAGCCCCCGAAGAUGAGGCCCACGAUGUCCACUGCCAUCAACAUUCUCUCCUGCCUUUGGUGUGUCACCAUGAUCGGUGGCACCGAGACGGUCGAGGUGUCCUGCAACGACCGUUUGACCGCGCCAAGAGGCGUCAUCCAGACCCCGAAUUUCCCAGGGCCGUUUCCAGUUCCCAUCAAGUGUCGUUGGGUGAUCGACGUGUCGGACAUCCCGGCGACGAACAGCUCCAUCGUCGUCUACCUGACGCAGGUCUACGUCUUCAAGGGUCUAAGAUUCACCGAGUACGCUUACUACGAGUCCGAGAGCAUGAACUUUGGCGCCUUGCUGCUCAAGGAGAUCACCGAGGGCAACGUGUUCGAGUACCGUUGGUUCCGAACGUUUAGACCGUUUCUCGUAGUGGAAUUCGAGUUGGAGAGACUCGAGGGCAACCACGUACGCGUGCUGAACGACCUGCUGGACGUGUACGGGUUCAACGUCACGUAUCAAAUGACGGAGGACGAACCGAACUCGGCCGCCUGUUCCGUUCGCGGCUGCUCUUACACAGGAAACUGUCUCGUCUCGGCCGACUACGCAGGCUUCCAGUGCGACUGCUUCGAGGGCUUCAGCGGGAAGAACUGCAACGUGGGACCCCUGUGCUUCGACGACAGACACGAUCCUGUGUGCCAAAAUGGCGGCACUUGCAUGCAAAUUGGAGCAGAAGCGAUGAACUGCCAUUGCGCCGUGGGCUACGUUGGACGUCGCUGCGAGAUUCAUCUUUUGGACAACGGGGACGACGAAUGCGGAACGGACAAUUGCAUAAUGCAGUGCCCUUACAGCGAAGGGGAGCGGCAGCCUUGCGCCUGUAAAAACGGCACGAAAAUUUACAACCAUCGAGCGAGAUACCAAUGCAGAAUAAAAUUGGCAAACGUGACGUCGUUGAGGGCCUCUUUGGCAGCGCAGGACGACUACCUGGAGGGGUACGUUGUAAAGCAGCUGGCAAAGUACUUGAAGAAUUCUAAUAUCUCGUCCGUGGAGGAUUUGGGAAUCCUGAAAGUGAAGUCCCCGUCACGCUCGGAGAUCACUUUCCACUUCCUGGGGAAUUCCGAGGACGGAGAUAAGAUUCGGGAGUCCCUCAACAAGCUGGUGCAGCAUCGACGACUAAACGAGAUCUCCCUCGAGUCGACCCACUUUACGUUUCAACAGAAACCAGCACUCAAAUUACAGAACCUGGUCCUCCUGAACGUGAACAAAGUUCAUCUAGGCGAUCGGUUAAUGGUGGGCUGCCAAAUACAUGGAAGCGACAGCAUAAAUUUCACCUGGUACAAGGACAACGUUCCGGUGAACAUAAGCAAAUCUAUCAGAGAGAUCUCGUACAGACACUUCCCUAACGACGCCGCCACGGACCUAUACAUGUCUCUUUUGGUAAUCGAAAGGGCGACCUUGCUCGACGCGGGUCAAUACACUUGCCAAGUAGUCUAUUGGGGCGUACAGCAAUGUAAAAGUAUUUACGUCGACGUGAGGGACGAGCCGAACGUGAAAGUGAUGCCGAUGAGCGCUACCAUUGAGAAGGGAGGCGAUAUACAGUUGACCUGCACGACACCUAACAUGCCCGAUAUAGGAAUAGGGUUUGGCUGGACGAAGAACGGAGCUUUGCUGAAGCUGGAACCUGGCAGUGAAGUGUGGGAGGAUCUUUACCCUGCUGGGAGUAUAUUAAAGAUUACAAACGCGCAGAAAUCCGCGAUCUACACGUGCAACGUGGCGUACAACUCCAUGUCCGUGCGCGUGGAAAUCGUGAAUCGAAACAUGAUACCGAUUUGCGUUAAAGGCGAAUCGUGGGGUUUGUAUUGGCCAGACACUGCGCCCGGGUCCGAGGCUUUGUUGGAGUGUCCUAAAUACUUCGUAGGCAACAAGGUAUCCAGACUGUGCUCGAUGAAAGACGCGACUACCCCGGAAUGGCAGACACCUGACUUCUCUUCGUGCUUUUACGAGCCCCUGACUUCGCCUUACAAUAAGUUUAAAAGCUUGACACUGGGCUAUCAGAACACAACCGGCUCUCAGACGAUCUUUUCUUUUUGGGAGAUCCUACGAUCACGCGGGCUUCCUCUUUAUCCUGGCGAAGGUGAUCACAUUCUAAAUAUAUUGGCGAUGAUCGAACGUUAUCAGCAAAAAGUCGACAUACCCGACCUGCACGCUUCGAUGGAGCCUCUGAUACGCAUUAUCAAUCGAAUACUGACCGACGAAAAGUCGAUAUUGAGUCAACAGGUGUUGGUGGUGCUACUUCAAAUUACGCAACGGAGCUUAACGCACUGGUCGAAGAUAACGACACAGCCUUACAAGCAUCUGUCUUUGUCUUCGCUGGUAGUGGACGUCCAGGAACUGCAACAGCAUAACGGCGACAGCAUCACGCAUUCCCUUCAAAUACCUGUAGAAGAUUCCAUGUAUCCAAGCUGGUACGAGGACAAAGUGACCAUACGAUUGUGGAAGAAACGACACCACGGAGGGAAGUCGAACAGCACCCUCAACGGGAUCGUGAUCGUCUACAAGAACAUCUCCAGCUUCUUUCCAAGAGCCUGUGUCAAGGAACUCGACGAUGGCACGGACCUCGAGUUCCGCAUCAAUUCACGCGUCAUCACGGUAGCAGUGCCUGCCUUCAAUCUCGACAAACACAAUAAAAUAUGGGUAGACCUGCACGUGAAACACGUGCAGAAUCAAUCCAGCUCCUGGAAGGUGUCCUGUGGCUUCAUGGGCAACGCAGGCGCUUGGGACUUGAACAGCUGCAUCACCAAUAUAUUACCAGGGGACGCCGCGACUCAUUGUUUGUGCCCCAAUACUGGGACCUUCGCUGUUUUCCUAACGGCCCGCGCACUCAGAGUAAUACUGGCAAAAAAAGAACAAACUACGUUCAUCGUCGUAUUUGGAUGCGGUAGCUGCUUGAUGCAGUGCCUCCUGUCCUCUUUGGUCCUUGGAACCUUCUGGUGGAAGAAUCGAAGCUGGCUGAACUUCCUGAAGCUUCAAUGUUGCGCUGCUAUGGUAGGGGCAAUGGCUGUCUUCAUCUACGCCGUGCACAGCAAUCUACCCGAGAGUUCGUACGCGAUCGUGGCGGUAGCCUUGGAGGCGUUCCUCCUCGUUGGUUUGUCCGCGCCGAUAUCGGAAGCAUUGAUUAUCUACGCUGGCCUGACACAAGUCCGACCGAACUUCCAGCCUACUGUCAUUGCAGUCAUUACUGGAGUCCCUAUCUUGGCCGUACUGACCACGGAACUCACCCACAAGAGCACCGGGUGGAGACACGAAUCAUGGUGGCUGAUUCUCGGAAGUGGAGUCUAUAACAUAUUCGUGACUUGCGCUACCAUGAUGUUUCUUGUGUUCGCGUUGCUGUACUUUGGAAUUCUACACAAAGCUCACGCUCUAGUCGAAGAGAACGUUAUGAAAAAAGAGGUGAUAGACGCAAGACUACGAAUGUUACAUCGUGCUGCCAUUGUUAUAUGCGGCGUCGUCGCGAUGGAAGCUUCCUCCAUCUUCUACAUAAACUCCACCUCUAUUAUCUUUCACUAUGUGUUUGCUUCUCUCUCCUCUGUCUUGGGAUUCGUUAUAAUAAUGGUCUACAUUGUGAACAGCGACUUGGCAAUCCUAGAUCUGAUCCUAAGGAAACUGAAGUGGAAACACGACACGGAAGAAGAGAUAACGUCCGAACCAAUCAAAGUGUGCUCGAAGAACGGCGCAGAAGUGGAGAACGACGCUGCACCUCCUCCGUCCUCGCUGAGCAUCGGGGACUCUUAUCUGGAAGCUCGAGGAAUCGCAGCCGGUAGUAUAGACAUGCGCGAAUUCGUCAACGAGUCGUCGUCCUCGUAUUCGAAGCCCUCCGUCCCAGUCGUCGGCAGAUUCUUGCCAGAGAUACGUGUCGAUCACUCCGACGAUAUAAACCUCGAAAAUUACAGCACCAGCCCGCGAAAGUACCAAGACGCCAUCCCGUUCGAUGCCGUGUUCCCAACGCGAGCAUCCCACUGUCCGACCGAAUCUUACAGCAGCUCCGAGUGCUGCACUUUUCGCGAGUUUGGCAAAUAUCGGGAGCCGCCAGGACCGCAGGUCUUCGUGCCACACAAUCCCACGGUUGAAACCGCGGCGAAGGUUUUGUGCAGCGCGGACGUGGAGUCGCGCUUGACUGGAAUGCCGGAUGUGACCUUGGCCGUGAAGAGCGACGUCGAGCUGUUGUCCACGACGGAACUGAUAAGGGAACACGUGAACGUCAUCCCCGACAUAGCCAACACCACCGAACGGAAGCAACCAGAUGGAGAGGAGAAAGCGCCCGAGAUCAUCAUUACGAAUUGCGAGGCUACCACGAGUGGCAUGCUCGAUCGUAUCUCUCACGACCUUGACUAUUUGCUGAACCGGAAGCACUCUAUGGACGGUACUUGAGUACCACCGAAUGUACCGUUUGUAACGUACGAUGAUUCGAUUGAGUAACGUGAUCCUUGGAACGAGUACGAAAUACAGUAAGUCGCAAAAUCAUCGACGCACGUACGAUACAAGUAAAGGGGAUAUGAAAGAUAAAAACAGUAGUACAAGAUUUUCCUAUGCUUCUUAUUUAAUUGAAUUUUUUUUUUCCACUAAUUGACAUGUUCUAGAUAUUACCGUAGAUAUUACAUUUCUUAAAUAAAAAGAGUAGAAAAAUCUUUUAUUAUUUUUAUCUUUCGUAUCACUGUUAUUCCGUGUGUGCGCGCCGUUAAUGUUGCGAAUGAUUGUAUUUUGAUGAUUGAUUUCCAAAGGGGGUAGUCUGGUAAGUUUUGACUUCUGUUAACGAUUCUGUAAGAUUUCUUUAUUUAACCCUUUCCACUCAGAUAUCUUCUACAAGGGGAUAAAUCUAGCUAAUUUUUAGUAAAUACGCAGAAAAUAUACAUCGUCGUACUACAUAUAAAAAAUUAUGUGUAUAAUAACUUUUUCUUCGAUGUUACUAUUCCUUCUUGUGUACACAAAUUAUUUGACCACCUGCAAUAUUUAGUCGAAAGUAGCAGACUACCCCCAGAGUUCUCUGUGUAAACACAGGGUAUUCGUAUCGUCGCGUGCAUUAGAAGAAAUAAACAAACGUCAGUACUUUUUAAAAAAUGUUAUUAUUAUCGUCAUCGUUUAUAAUGUUCAACGUUAUAUUUUAUCACGUAACGAAGACCUAGCAUCGUAAGAGUGUUACAUUACGCUUGCGGUGUGUUAAGCUAUACAACUUGAAUGAUGUACAAUUUCUCUUUGUUUACAAAUACGUAUACACUCUCUCGUCGAUCACAUCAAUUGUUCUAAAACAUCGAUUAUAAGAAGACCCUUUGUAAGGACGUAAGGAGUUUUUCAUUACGCUCCAUCCGUAAAAGUGUUUUGUAUCGAGGACACCACGUAUUUCUCCUUCUGCUAUAAAGUCACACAAAUAAAUUUUUUAUAGAAUA